Messenger RNA from Camellia sinensis, 2487 nucleotides. Its product is annotated as protein NLP6. NCBI's taxonomy places the organism in Eukaryota, Viridiplantae, Streptophyta, Magnoliopsida, Ericales, Theaceae. The record is from RefSeq and is a predicted model, not a curated record. Gene Ontology annotation, molecular function: protein binding; DNA-binding transcription factor activity.
UUUUGAAAAGUAACAUAUGGGGUUAACCUUUUGAAUCUUUUGAAUUCUUUGAUAGAUACAAAGACAUGACGGAUGGCAUAGUAUUAAGUCUCAGAAAAUGGCCGAAUCUGAUGCAUAUAACCCUUUUGAUUACAGUGGCGAUGAAGAAGGAAGAGAAGCAGCAUAUUUCCCUGACGAUUUCAAGCAAUAUGUGGACACUCAACUCAACCGCUGCCCAGUGGUGUAUGAUGUUUGUGGUAAAGAUGUCUUCUGUGGAUGGUUUUUCUGGAGCCGAGAAGACGACCAAUCCGGACAUCCUCCGUAUAUUUUGGAUCAAAAAAAAAAGAUCAAAGAUGUCCUUCGAAAGUGUAUACGCAAUUGGUUUGGAUAUCCAACAGUAUUUCAAUUUUGGGCACCCAUGACAAUGGACGGCCGGUCUUAUCUUACAACUCAAAACCAACCUUUCGCUCUUUCUACAUUUGAUAUAAGAAUUGAUGAAGUUAAAGGACUUUGUGGGUAUAGGAUGAUCUCUAUGGACUAUAAAUUUUACAUGGACAGAGAGAGUUCUGAUGAACAACUUGGGGUUCCUGGCCGUGUGUUCAACCAUGGAUUUCCCGAAUUCACUCCCAAUGUAGAAUAUUACUCUAUCAAAGAGUAUCCAUUGCGCAACCAUGCUUUACGUUGCCAAGUUAAACAAUCUUGGGCUAUUCCACUGUUUGAUCCUUCCACCCUCUUAUGUGUUGGUGUACUUGAGAUAGUUUCAACAAUGCCCUCAAAGCGAUUUCAAUCAUACCACGACUCUGUUUGGCUGAAAUUCCAUGAUUAUUUUAAGGAGGUAGGUCUGGAAUCUUCAAUAUCAGAUGCAAACCAUCGCACGGUACACUGUAAUGAUGUGAGACAAAGGGAAGCCGUAGAUGAAAUCAGCAAGGUGUUGAAAGUUGUGUGUGAAGUUCAUGGUUUACCUUUGGCUCAAGCAUGGGCUCCGUGCAGGGUAGACUGGAUGUGCAAGGCUCUGGUUAAGGGUGACAUCUUCCGUUUGAUUUGCCAUUUCAGUGAGUACUACAAAACCUUAAAUGUGGCCAGUGAUGCACAGCACUUAAGAAAGGGGCAAGGAGUUGUUGGGAGAGCAUUUUACUCCCCUAACGUAUUAUUGUGCAAUGAUGUAACCCAAUUUAGCAUAAUUGACUACCCAUUGGCACACUAUGCACGAGCUGAUGAAUUAGGUUGUUGUUUCGCAAUAUGCGUGCAAAGUAGUUGCACCGGAAAUGACAUUUACGUGUUAGAGUACUUUAUGCCGCCAAGCAACAAAGACUUUGGUAAUCAACAGAUUGCAUUGAGGAAAAUAUUGGAAACAAUGAAGAAAAAUUUCCAAACUUUUAAGUUUGCUUCUGGAGAAGAACUUGGGGCACAUUUAUGUAUUGAAAAAAUUUCUUGUCAGAAUGGUGAGAAACUUGAUUCUGUUCAAAUGUCCCAAACUACUAAAUCUUUGCCUAGGCUGGAGCCCUUACAAAGUGGAGGAGAGAUGACACAACUGGAUUUAUCAAAUCAACAAUCUAUGGAUGCAUUAAACAAUGAAAGCAUUGUUGUACGUGCGGAACGAAGCAACAUUGAUGUUACUUGUUCAAAGGAAAAAGGCAGAACAAAGAGGCCAAAAACAGUGCACAAUAAAACUGGAGUUAAAAUUAAAAUUCCUUUAGAUGAUAUCCUACAAAAUUCAAGAAGGAGCAUUGAGGUUGCUGCAAAUAACCUCAACGUUAGUCAAUCUACACUGAAGCGUAUUUGUAGACGUUAUGGUAUACCGAGGUGGCCACCACUGAAGAAUAUGGUUGGUUCCUCUCAACCUAGUGAAUCUUUCCCGGGUGUUGAUCAUCAACAAAUACCACAAUUAAGUUCUGUUCAGCCUUUUAGUCAAGCCUCAGCUGUUGUUCAUGCAAACCCACAUAAUACAGUGAUCCGAGAUGCAAAUAUUGUGACUGUGAAGGCAAAAUAUGUCAAUGAUAUUAUAAUAAAGUUUCUGCUGUCUUUGUCAUCGGGACUAGUUGAGUUGCAGCAGCAAAUCGCCAAUAGACUGCACUUAGAGGAUGGAACUUAUUAUGUCAAGUAUAAAGAUGAGGACGAUGACUUAAUUGUAAUAGCUUGUGAUCAGGAUUUACAACAUUAUAUAAGCACUUCUACAUCGUCGGGCAGCACUACCAUCGUGGUAUUCAUUGUUCCAAAGUAGUCAAUUGCGAGUGAUCAACUUGAAUCAUCUGAGUUUUUUUUGUUGCUGCUAUAUCCUCUUUUGUUCUAUCUAUUGAUUCUAAAGAUAGUUGUAGUUGGACUAUCAUGCCCUGUUUCUUCUGUUUUGUUUCAGGAAGGUUGGUAGUGUUUUGGGAUUUUUUGUUUUCUCUUGGCAGUUGGAUUCUGGGCAACUUUUUUCAUUUUUCCCUUUUGUAAUGAUGUAUUAGCAUUAAUAAAAUGUUACUUUCUUUGGUGAUAAAAAAAACAAAAAAAACAUCCUUCACUUCA